UAUAUAAAACUUCUUAUAUAACAUUCUAUUUUGUUAUUUCACCUUCAUGGCUGCACAAAAUAACAUUAGUAUUCCAAUCCCUGAAAACAAAUCUGUAGAAGAAGGUUAUGACUACUCACAAAGGGGACAGUGGCUUCGUGCAGCCGUCCUAGGAGCCAGCGAUGGUUUAGUUUCAGUUGCAUCUCUGAUGAUGGGUAUUGGGGCCGUUAAAAAUGAUGCGAAAGCUAUGAUACUCACAGGUUUUGCUGGUCUAGUUGCAGGUGCAUGUAGUAUGGCAAUUGGAGAAUUUGUGUCUGUAUCAUCUCAGCUUGACAUAGAGGUAUCUCACAUGAAACGAAAUGGAUCAAGUAAUGAAGAAAGUGAGAAUGAAAAGCUUCCAAACCCAAUGCAGGCAGCUGCAGCAUCCGCGAUUGCAUUUGCAUUUGGUGCCAUGGUGCCAUUGUUGGCUGCUUCUUUCAUUGUGAACCAUAAGGUGAGGCUGACUGUGGUGGUUGCCGCAGUCACAUUUGCACUAGUAUUUUUCGGGUGGUUUGGAGCUUUUCUAGGAAGGACUCCUGCGGUGAAGUCUUGUUUUAGGGUUUUGGUUGGAGGGUGGAUGGCUAUGGCCAUUACCUUCGGGCUGACUAAGUUGAUCGGCUCUAACGGACUGUAACUUGACAUGUGAUUCUUGUUUUUCUGUCAUCUUCUUUGUUUGAGACAAAAAUCAUUUUCUCUUAACAUGAUAUGAACAUUGUUAUAUAUGUGUUUCUUUAUUAACGAAUAAAUUUCAAGACAUGUAACGUUAUGGAAUUUCGAUGUACUAUUUUUAUAUUGAACAAGAAAUAAAACAAAGAAAAUGACAUGGAUCA
Molecule: messenger RNA, 848 nt
Organism: Helianthus annuus (common sunflower)
Lineage: Eukaryota; Viridiplantae; Streptophyta; Magnoliopsida; Asterales; Asteraceae
Product: vacuolar iron transporter homolog 4
Exons: 1
Coding region: 47-652 (201 amino acids)
Biological process (GO): intracellular manganese ion homeostasis
Cellular component (GO): membrane
Molecular function (GO): manganese ion transmembrane transporter activity; iron ion transmembrane transporter activity
Source: RefSeq, a predicted model, not a curated record